Molecule: messenger RNA, 4745 nt
Organism: Hemiscyllium ocellatum (epaulette shark)
Lineage: Eukaryota; Metazoa; Chordata; Chondrichthyes; Orectolobiformes; Hemiscylliidae
Gene: mgat5
Product: alpha-1,6-mannosylglycoprotein 6-beta-N-acetylglucosaminyltransferase
Exons: 17
Coding region: 458-2686 (742 amino acids)
Biological process (GO): protein N-linked glycosylation
Cellular component (GO): Golgi apparatus
Molecular function (GO): alpha-1,6-mannosylglycoprotein 6-beta-N-acetylglucosaminyltransferase activity
Source: RefSeq, a predicted model, not a curated record
GCCCUUCCCUGCCGUAUUGUGGUUGUUGUUCAGCUCAAAUCGAUACAGGCAGAUAGCGAGAGAGCUAAGGGAACACGGACAGUUAGGACCCCGGAGCAAGGCCGAGCUUUGAUGCUCGAGCUGCGAAACUGACGCUCGGCCGUGCACCUUCUGGAAUCUUCCACCGUAGCCCGUGGGGUUACGAGGAAGGUUGGGGGAGGCGGCGGCGGCGGGGCGUGAUGGUGGUACGACUAAUGUCCUGAAAUGGUGAGGGAGGUGGAAGAUACCGGGAGAGUUGGUGGAUGCAGGCUGGUUAUGGCAAUGUAACUGAAUCUGAACUCCUUGACUGAAGAUGAUUUUCCUAAAAGAAGAACUUCACACAUAUAUGAACAGCAGCCUAAUCUGGGUUCAUAACCAAUAAGAUCAUGUACUUUAUUAAUGCAUAUUUCACUCUGGAAUAACUUCACUGCUGAAAAUAAUGGCGACCUUUCAUCUAUGGAAGUUAUCUUCACAAAAGCUAGGAUUUUUUUUGGUAACGUUUGGAUUCAUAUGGGGAAUGAUGUUACUGCACUUCACCAUCCAACAACGGACACAACAUGAAAGCAGUACAAUGCUUCGGGAGCAGAUUCUGGACCUAAGUAAACGAUACAUCAAAGCAUUAGCAGAAGAAAACCAAAAUGUCGCAGAUGGGCCCUAUGUUGGCACGAUGACGGCAUAUGAUUUGAAGAAGACAUUGGCUGUUCUCCUUGAUAACAUUUUACAACGUCUUGGAAAAUUGGAGUCAAAAGUAGACAACCUGAUGAUUUUAAAUGGGACAGGUAUAAAUUCUACUAAUGCUACAAGUACUGUGAGCCCCAACUCUGUCACUGUUGAGAAGGUUAAUGUGGCAGAUCUAAUCAAUGGAGCCCAGGAACAGUGUGAAUUGCCUCCUAUGGAUGGCUUCCCUCACUGUGAGAGUAAAUUGAAGUGGAUGAAGACUAUGUGGCGGUCAGAUCCUUGCUAUGCCAGCUAUGGUGUGGAUGGGUCCAUUUGCUCAUUUUUUAUUUACCUCAGCGAGGUUGAAAAUUGGUGUCCCCCUCUACCAUGGAGAGCAAAGAGUCCUCGGGAAGAAACUGACCAACAGAAUUUGGCUGAAAUUCGAACAGAUUUCAAUUACCUCUUUAAAAUGAUGUCUACACAUGAUGAAUUUCGAUGGAUGCGAUUAAGAAUAAAUCGAAUGGCAGGUGCUUGGAUAGAAGCUGUAAAAUCACUUGCGGAAAAACAAAAUUUAGAAAUCAAGCGUAAAAAGAUUCUAAUCCAUCUUGGCCUUUUAACAAAGGAAUCAGGAUUUAAGAUUGCAGAGAAUGCCUUCAGCGGUGGCCCUCUUGGUGAAUUAGUUCAGUGGAGUGAUUUGAUUACAACCCUUUACCUGCUCGGCCAUGACAUUAGGAUUUCAGCUUCACUGGCUGAACUAAAAGAAAUAAUGAAGAAAGUGAUGGGUAACAGGUCGGGUUGCCCUACUCGUGGUGAUAAGAUUGUAGAACUAAUCUAUAUUGAUAUUGUUGGUUUGACACAAUUUAAGAAAACACUUGGUCCAUCUUGGGUUCAUUAUCAGUGUAUGCUUAGAGUGCUGGAUUCAUUUGGUACAGAACCAGAAUUUAAUAGUGCUCAAUAUGCUCAGUCUAAGGGCCACAAAACCCCAUGGGGUAAAUGGAACCUGAACCCACAGCAGUUCUACACCAUGUUCCCUCACACACCUGACAACAGCUUCCUAGGAUUUGUGGUUGAACAACAUCUCAAUGCCAGUGAUAUUAGUCAUCUUGAUGAUAUCAAAAGACAAAAUCAGUCUCUUGUAUAUGGCAAAGUGGAUCAUUUUUGGAAGGAUAGGAGGUCUUACUUAGAUAUAAUCCAUAGCUACACAGAAGUUCAUGGCACUGUUCAUGGAACGAGCACAGUCCACAUUCCUAGCUAUGUGAAAAACCAUGGGAUACUGAGUGGACGUGAUCUACAACUUCUUCUAAGGGAAACAAAGUUGUUUGUUGGCCUUGGUUUUCCAUAUGAAGGACCAGCUCCUCUAGAAGCCAUUGCUAAUGGUUGUGCUUUCUUGAAUCCACGGUUUAAUCCCCCAAAAAGUAGCAAGAACACGGAGUUUUUCAAAGGCAAGCCAACACUUCGAGAGUUGACCUCACAGCAUCCAUAUGCAGAAGUGUUUAUUGGAAAACCUCAUGUCUGGACUGUUAACAUUGAUGACCCAGUAGAAGUGGAGCAUGCAGUGAAGGCUAUACUUAAUCAGAAGAUUGAGCCAUAUUUGCCUUAUGAAUUCAACUGUGAAGGAAUGUUGCAGAGAGUCAGUGCUUUUAUUGAAAAUCAGGAUUUCUGCCAUGGUCAGGUGAUGUGGCCUCCACUGAGUGUGCUCCAAGUUAAAGUUGCAGCUCCCAGGCAAUCUUGUAAGCAAAUCUGUCAAGAAAAUAAACUCAUAUGUGAACCUUCCUUCUUUCAACAUCUGAAUAAAGACAGUGAUUUGCAGAAGUAUGGAGUUGAAUGCUUGUCAUUUGAAUCUGUGAAUGAUAUUGUUGUUCCGGCUUAUGACGAAAACAAGAAACGUUGCUUUUUCCAGAGUGAUUUGCUGCUCUUCAGUUGUGCAGGUUCAAAUGGAAACCAUAAAAGGAUCUGUCCAUGCAGAGACUAUAUGAAAGGACAAGUUGCCCUAUGCCAAGAAUGUGUAUAGCAGUUCCUUAUCCAUAUACAAAAUAGAUUGUGCUGAAAGGCAGGGGAUAGUAAGUCUUCAUAAGGACCAAGCAUUUGGUUAACUGUUUCUGAAGGCAUCCCUAAAAAAUACUGAAGGAAAAUGUGUUUUUGAGUUAAAAUUAAAGUAUUUGUUUGAAGAAAAUAAACAUUAAUGAAUCCCUGCUGAACGUUUCAAUAAGAAAACUUUAACAAAUUAUUCAAUUUCCUUGUCCAACUUGUGUAUAGAAGAAAAUUGAUUUUGAGAAGGAUUGGCAUACAGCUGAGAGUUGCAGGUGAACUAGUAAAUAUUCUAAAUUCGGAAAAUCAUGUUGCAAAUGAAAUGAAGGUCAGUUAGACAACAAUAAAUAAUGAUUGAUAACUAAAUAUGCUGCAAGAGGCUGCUCAAUAAGCUUUGAUUUAAUUUUAAUUCCGGCAAAAAUCCAAAAAUUAUUUGUUUUCAAGGUCUUAUUUCCAGGUUAAUGAAGAUCCAAUUCAAUGUUACAUUGUAAUCAUGCAACUGGUCAAAGCAUCCUGGUAGCUGUUCUUUCAGGUGUGAUUUCCUUUUAAGUGUGACUAGUGGUGUCAGUUAUUUUGAGUAAAGAGUCAUAUGCUGAUGUUGGCAGUAAUAACUGCUUGAAAUACAUAAUACUAGUUUUAAAUCAUGGCUUGAGUUUUGAUUUAAAUGGUUGAACUAAAAGAGUAUCGAACUACUAUGAAAUAAAUAGAGUUCCCAGAAUGUAUUUGUAACACUAUAAUCUUUUUGGCUUUUAUUAGGACAUCUUUAGGUUGCUGGCAAUGUUAUGAAGUAACUGCCCUUUAGCCAGUGUCAAUUGAUUCUAAUUAGACUUAUUUCAGACCAUGAGUAAAUUAGUUUAAUGGGCAUUUUAAGUAGCAGCUUCCAGUUUGAAAAAUAAUUGCUGUUAUUUGUAUAGAAACAUCCUGAUGUAAACAUUUUUAAAAGCCUUGUUUGUAAAAUCGUGUUUACUAUACAGUGAAGUGGAAUUUCAUAUUUUUGCACUUUCUUUUCGGGCUCAGGAUUGUUUUACAUUUUAGGCAGAAUGUUCGUUUUUUUUUUAGCCACACAGCAAAUAAGCUACAAUAUAAUUUCAAUUAAAUAUUCAUGUAACUAAAUUGUUAAGAAAACCAGUAGAAUCAUUAAUUUCUCUGCAAAUUAUUUAAUUGAAGGAAAAUGUUUAUCAGAUGAUUAAAUCACAUUUAACAACAUCAAUGUUGCAGAAAUAAAUGAAAUUCUAAUUUCCAACAUAUCCCAAAAAUGUCUUCAGGAUUGUAUUAAAAUGACCAAUAUUGUUCACACAUUUCCAGAGCAAUCAGGGAUGGGUGAUAAAUGUUGGCCUUGCCUGGAUCCCACGAAUGAAUAAAAAUAAUGAGGUAUCAAAAUGAUAGAUGGUUAAUUACAAUGGUGCUGUUGAUGAAUGAUUUUACAACUCUUAGAACAGUUGAUACACAAUUUACAUAUGCUCAUUUCAUGCUCAUAUUGCAAUUGUAAUGUUGAUAACACAGAUUGUCGUAUCAUUGAUUUCCAUUAUGUGAAUGAGGUGUGUCAAUCAGCAAAGGAUUUUUUUUAAAUCAAUGUUUAAAAAAGUGUGGCAUUUGGAAAUGAAAGGUAGUGACAUACAGUUAAGCUACAGCAGCUAAACCUCAUUGACCGGACGUAUAUCCAAACAGGUUUGCACAUUUGUAAAUAAAAGAAACAUAAUUUACUUUUUUAGAUGCUUUGUAACUUGCUUUGCUUUUGUGAUGUGCUUGUAAAUAUUAAACAUUUCCUGUAGCUAAGAUGCAAUGUAAUGUAAAUUAUGUGCUUUUUUAAGGGUAAUAAAGUUGUUUUAUCAACUUGUAUAAUACUAUAUAUACUUCAUAACAGUCAAAAUUUCAACCAAAUGCAUAAAGUUAUGAAGUAAGGAAUGGAUUUCCUGUAUAUUUGCAAAAGUGGCAUAUAUCGAAGUGAGGUGUGCUUUGAAAGCUGCUAAGAAAUUGUUUCCACAGUUUUGAUGAGCAGGAAACAUCUUUUAUUUUUUAAUAAAUCUUUUAAGUGAAGAGAA